This is a messenger RNA of Nymphaea colorata (pocket water lily), 3492 nucleotides long. RefSeq lists its product as uncharacterized. Lineage: Eukaryota; Viridiplantae; Streptophyta; Magnoliopsida; Nymphaeales; Nymphaeaceae. The record is from RefSeq and is a predicted model, not a curated record. The transcript is spliced from 18 exons. Bases 1570 to 3288 code for a protein of 572 amino acids.
UUCCCCGCCUCCUUGUUUCCCUCCCUCCCUCUCUCUCUCUCAACUGCGUGAAAAUCCACCCGCGGUGUCACAGUCAAUUAGUUUUCCUCCUCUUCUCGUUCGUAAUCUCUUUUCAUUCUAUACUCCCUCCAGAAUCAUCUCGCUUCGGAGUUCGGACCAAAUUUGGUACCUAUCACUCCGAGAUCCCUGUGUUGCUCACUCAUCGAAAGCUUCUUGGUCGUGGGUAGCGCGGAUCGGUUGGCGAGGGGCGAAAUUGGGCAAGCCCAUCGGAAGAGACUUUCUUUUCCUCAAAGGAACGGAUUCGUCCAGCCUGGUCCAGAGCUCAGAGUUAUACCGCCUUCCUCAACCCUCAAUCUAGCAACGACAACGAAGCUUCUUUCCUUCGUCGCGGCGAUGAAUUGUUCCCCCCUUCACGUUUCCAAUCUCUUUUGGUUGUUAUAAUUGUCAUCGGGUAUGGAGGGGAUAGAAAGCACUAACUAUGAGUUGCUUUCAAGAAUUGCACAACUUGAACAUGGUCAAGAUCCGCUAAACAAGUUCAAGCUGGUAUAUGGUUUUCCAUUUAUCAAGGUAGGUAGAAAAUGAAAAACCUCCUGAGGUAUGGAUCCCUGACUUGGAUCAUAAGUUCAAGUAUCUUCCAAAAGCAUGAAGUCACUGAACAAGUAAGUAUGUGGAUCUUGUAUGCAAUCAUUAUUGACAAGUCACUGAACAAGUAAGUAUGUGGAUCUUGUAUGCAAUCAUUAUUGACUAUGCAUCAAACUAGAAAAACAACCUUCUAUUGAUCUUAUGUUCAUAUAUAUUUGCCAUUGAGGAGGGUAUAGUGUCUGAUUUAUUCCAUAUCUUCAUAUAAGAAUUAAGAAACAAUAACUUCUUUUAACGCCACCAAUUAUAUUCUAAUUUUUGAAAAAGAUAACCCUUCAAAGAAGAGGAGAAAAAUCAUUCGAGGGGUUAUGAUUGCAAAAUGAUGAGUAAUAGAUAACAUGGUGGGCACUUCUUGCUUGGAUUGGAUAUAAUUGCACGGUGCAGUAGGUUGACUUCAGCAAUUUGUUGAUAUAAUGAAUUGCUUACCAGAUGGCAUUUGGAUUAGAAGCUUAUGAGAGAAAAAGAAUAGAGGUACAAAUAAUCUACUCUUAAGCAGAAGAUAAGAGGGAGAAAGAAAAGAAGAAAGACAAGAAUAUUAUGCAGAAAAUGGCUUCGUGAAGCAGAAGAUACUAAAAUAGGAGAAAUUAGACAUGCUGAAUAAAUAGCUAGCAUAGCAUGAGAUCUGUUCCCCACCGUGGUGUAUACUCAUACUUGAUUCUAUCAUCAAUAUCUUAUCCUAGUUAUUCCCUAUAUGUUGUGAUCAGGCUUGAAUGAUGAAUUUCCAGUCAUGACAUUGACAUCAGAUUCCAUGUUUAGAUGAUCUCAAAUGUGAUUAAAGAAAAGUGCUGCUUCUUGCAACAUCAUGAGAUUAAAAAAAAUUCCUCCUAAACGAGUGAGGCUAUGAAUUUUCUCACUGAACUUGCAACCUUUUGCUAAUACCUUUCUUCUGCAGAGAGGGACGCACUUCAGAAGGACAUUGAACAGUUGUGCAUGCAGCAAGCUGGUCCUGCAUACCUUGUUGUGGCAACCCGAAUGCAUUUUCAGAGGACGACCUUGUUGGAGCAGGAGAUUGAAAAUCUAAAGAAAAAAUUAUCUGCAUGCAUGAGAGAGAAUGUUAAUCUUCAGGAGGAGCUUUCAGAAACUUACCAUGUCAAGGCUCAAUUAGCUGAAUUGCACAGUCAAGAAGUCUCAAAGAACAAAGAUGCUGAAAAACAAGUUAAAUUUUUCCAAAAUUGCAUGGCUGCUGCAUUUGCUGAAAGGGAUCAGUCCCUUUUGGAGGCAGAGAAGGCAAAAGAGAGUGAGGAAGAUAUGUUUAUUAGGAUGAAUGACAUGCAAAUAAGGUUUGAGGUAUUGACAAAAAAUUUUGCCGAACAGAAGGCUCAGAAUGAUGAACUACAAAGGGAGUUGGCAAAGCUGAGAGAAAGCAUGAGGUUGGAGAAGGAAUCAUUGGAGAGGGAGUUGUUGGCAUUGAAAGCCUCAAACCUUGCUCUUCAGGAGUAUGAGAAUCAAGUGGUUGCAUUGAGAACGUCAAACCUUCUUCUGCAUGACAAACUCUGUGAGAGUUUCAGAACCGAGGAGCUUUUGAAGAAGGAGGUUCACAUAUUGAAAAAAAAAAAUUACCACUUGGAAGAUGCUGUGCACAAAGGCCUUAAGGUUCUUCAUCAAGUUCACAGUGAAAUGAGAAAUGAAGUUGUGGCUUUGUUGGACGAAUGGAGAACUGUAAUUUCAUCAGUAGUUUGUUCCUUUCAAGAAAUUUUUCAGUCAAACGUGCAUAGGCAGUCGAGCAGACCAGAAUGCGAUGAGCCUGAGUGCAAGGACGUCCACAUAACCACUUGUGCUGAUGUUUGUAAUACGCCAAAGGAAGUCAUCUCUCCCUCAAUCAUGGUUUGUUCCAAAGGUUCUGAUGAUGAGCAUAAAGCAUUAGCUCAGGCAAUGCAAGAGAAGGUGGAUGCACUGUUACUUUUGUCACAGCAGGAGGAGCUCUAUUUAUUACAGAAGAAUGUCCAAACAGCUCUAGAGAAAAAGUGUGAUGAUCUUCAAGCGACCUUGGCUCAAGUUACCAAUGAAAAGGUGAAGGCCCUUGUGGAGCUAGCACAACUAAGACAUGAAUUUCAACAACUGCAAGAAACUAUCCGUGAUGGACAUAGACAAGGCCAUGCCUUUGACAAAGAGGGGAAAAUUAGAAGUAUGUUCAGGAGAUCGUACUUGAAACAGUGGAUAGGUUUGUCAGAUGGCCAGGGAAAUAGCACUAUCACUAAUGCAAAUAACAGAGACAACCGUUCAUCCACCACUUCCAGCUACAGUUUGAAUCUUGCUACGUUGAAAGUUGAAAAUGCAAGGCUUCAAGAAAGCAUCACUAGUAUGGAGCACAUCACAUCUUGCAUACACAAGCUUCGCCUCUCGUUGAUGAAGGCUCUAGAGGUUGAAGUGUCUAAGAUGGACAGCGGCUUGUUGGAGAACCUGGAUGGCAUCAUCUUUGAGGCAAAUCUUAUUAAGACAGCCCUUGGAAGUUCCCUUCCUGUUAGUUGGUCAGCCGAGGCUGACAAUGGAUCACCCAAUGGACCUGCUGCAGAUGAUUUGGGUGGCAAUGACGAUGUAGACUGUGUCUCUGCUGCUGGAUUUGAAAUGGUGGAGCUUCUUCUAGUGGCAGCUCAGCUUAAGAAGGCAUCUCUAGUUCAAAAGAAUUUGACAGGAAGCUUAACCAUUUGAAUAGGAUUAAAGACCAGAUCAUCUCACCAGUUCAAAUUUACAACUUUCACUAGUAUGGCAGAAGUCGCUCAAGUUUGAAUUGUAAAUUCCUCAUUUCUUUGUAUUAUGUGUAAAUAGAUUGGAGAGGUUUCUCCUCCUGCUAAUUUAUUCUUUUGUGCCAUAAAAAUUAUUUUUAAUCGAUCCAUCGACUUUUUGUUACCUUUA